Molecule: messenger RNA, 2583 nt
Organism: Sporisorium graminicola
Lineage: Eukaryota; Fungi; Basidiomycota; Ustilaginomycetes; Ustilaginales; Ustilaginaceae
Exons: 2
Coding region: 1-2583 (860 amino acids)
Biological process (GO): tRNA modification; alanyl-tRNA aminoacylation
Cellular component (GO): mitochondrion; cytoplasm
Molecular function (GO): aminoacyl-tRNA deacylase activity; alanine-tRNA ligase activity; ATP binding
Source: RefSeq, a predicted model, not a curated record
AUGACCGAAUCGCAGCCAACCACAGGCAGCGUCAACACCGCCACCACCUCGCGCUUUGGCGACUGGCCCGCCACCAAGGUGCGAAACACCUUCACCGGCUACUUUGAGGAGCGCGCGCAUACCUUUGUGCCUUCCUCCUCCACCAUCCCCUACGAUGACCCCACGCUUCUCUUCGCCAACGCCGGUAUGAACCAGUACAAGCCCAUCUUUCUCGGUAUCGCUGAUCCCAACUCGUCCUUCGGCUCCAUGAAGCGUGCCGUCAACUCGCAAAAGUGUAUCCGCGCCGGUGGCAAGCACAACGACCUCGACGAUGUCGGCAAGGACACCUACCACCACACCUUUUUCGAGAUGCUUGGCAACUGGUCCUUUGGCGACUACUUCAAGAAGGAGGCCAUCGAGAUGGCAUGGGAGCUGCUUACCAAGGUGUACGGCCUGCCUAAAGACCGUCUCUAUGUGACCUACUUCGAAGGCGAUGCGAAGCAAGGUCUCGAACCCGAUCUCGAAGCUCGCGAUCUUUGGCUCAAGGUCGGUGUCGAAGAGGACCACAUCCUCACCGGUGAUGCCAAGGACAACUUCUGGGAGAUGGGCGCCACCGGCCCUUGCGGUCCAUGCUCCGAGAUUCACUACGACAGGAUCGGCGGUCGCAACGCCGCCGACCUGGUGAACAAGGAUGACCCCAACGUCAUCGAGAUCUGGAACAACGUCUUCAUGCAGUUCAACCGCGAGGACGACGCCUCAUUGCGGCCCUUGCCCGCCAAGCACAUUGACACCGGUAUGGGCUUCGAGCGUCUCGUCUCAAUUCUCCAGGACAAGCCCUCCAACUACGACACAGACGUCUUCACUCCCAUCUUUGACAAGAUCCAGCAGCUCACUGGUGCCCGCGCCUACACGGGCAAGCUUGGCGCCGAAGAUAAGGACGGCAUCGACACCGCCUACCGCGUUGUUGCCGACCAUGUCCGUACCUUGACUUUCGCGAUUUCGGACGGCGGUGUGCCCGAUCGUGAUGGUCGUGGCUACGUUCUGCGACGUAUAUUGCGUCGUGGUACCCGUUAUGUCCGCAAGUACUUCCAGGUUCCCAUCGGCUCGUUCUUCUCGCAGCUCGUCCCUACGCUCGUCGACCAGAUGGGCCACUUCUUCCCCGAGAUCACCAAGAAGGUCGACGACGUCAAGGCGAUCCUCGACGAGGAGGAGGCUUCGUUCGCGCGCACCCUCGACCGCGGUGAGAAGCUCUUCGAGGAGUAUGCAGCCAAGGCCAAGGCGGACGGCAAGAAGGAGCUGAGCGGUAACGACGUCUGGAAGCUUUACGACACGUUUGGCUUCCCUGUCGACCUUACGCUCAUCAUGGCUGAAGAGCAGGGUCUCGGUGUCAACGAGAAGGAGUUCGAGGCUGCCCAGGCCGAGUCCAAGGAGCUUUCCAAGGCCGGUGGCAAGAAGAGCGAGAGCGAAGCCGUCAAGUUUGACGUCCACGACCUCGGCCAUCUCGAGAAGGACGCGUCGGUGCCCAAGACGCAGGACGAUUUCAAGUACGGCGUCAACACGGUCAAGGCCAGCGUCAAGGCCAUCUACCAGGACCACGCCUUCUUCCCCGAGACGACCAAAAUCGGCGAUCGUGCUAAGAACUUUGGUAUCCUGCUUGACCGCACCUGCCUCUAUGCAGAGAGUGGUGGCCAGCAGGCCGACACGGGUUCGAUCGUGAUCGACGGCAAGACCGAAUUCGUUGUUGAGGAUGCUCAGGUAUUUUCCGGAUAUGUCCUGCACAUUGGCCACCUCAAGCGCGGUGAGCUGGCACUCAACGACGAGGUGGUGGUCUCGUACGAUCAGAGCCGACGUGGACCGCUGCAGUCGAACCACACUGCUACGCACAUUCUCAACUUUGGUCUGCGCGAGGUGUUGGGUGACCACGUUGACCAGAAGGGCUCGCUCGUGGCGCCAACCAAGCUGCGCUUCGACUUUUCGCACAAACAGGGCGUCAACGUGCAGGAGCUCAAGAAGAUCGAGGAUAUCUCGAUCGACUGGAUCAAGCGCGACGUCGGCGUCUACUCGAAGGAGAUGCCGCUGGACAUUGCGCAGAAGAUCCCCGGUCUGCGCGCCGUGUUCGGUGAGGCCUACCCGAACCCUGUGCGUGUCGUUACGCUCGAGUACGACCUCGACACGAUCGCCUCGGACCUGGAGAACACCAAGUGGCGCGGCACCUCGGUGGAGUUCUGCGGUGGAACUCACGUCGCCAAAACGGGCGACAUCCGGGAGUUUGUCAUCACCGAAGAGUCCGGUAUUGCCAAGGGCAUUCGACGUAUCAUUGCUGUGACUGGCGACGAGGCCGCGAGCGUCACCAAAGUGGCAAAUGACGCCGAGGCGCGUUUGGGCGAGAUCGACGCACUCAGCGAGCAGAGUGCCAAGGAUGCGGCGCUCAAGGCCUUCGGCACACAGCUGGCUCAGCUCGACAUCAGCGUCGUGCGCAAGGCGGCGCUCAACGAGAAAUUCUCGGCUAUCCGCAAGAAGCUCGACACCGGCCUCAAGGCCAAAGACAAAGCCGACACCAAGCUCGUUGUUUCUGCGGUGGAGGAGCACUUCAAACCGCCAUGA